AUGAUUGUCGUAAUUGCGGCUUGGAUAAGUUACUCGAUGGGCAGUGGCGAGUUGUUGCUUGUGAACGAACGACCGACAACGUCGAAAGCGCUACAAGAUGUUGCGGCUCUUAUUGAGAUUCAAGGAUUGGAAUUCAAUCGUGCCGAUACGAUGGAAGAAUGUUUGAGUGCAUUGGAAACGAGCAACUUGCCCACGUUUCCUGACACAUUAGCCUUCUUUGGAAAUGAUUCACAAUUUUUGAGUGUGGAUGUUCACAGCGACUGUUAUUCUGCUGCACAAUGA
Messenger RNA from Anisakis simplex (herring worm), 282 nucleotides. Lineage: Eukaryota; Metazoa; Nematoda; Chromadorea; Rhabditida; Anisakidae. The record is from the annotation of a GenBank genome assembly.